AUGAACAUUGUCAAUGAAAAGUGGGGUUUGAUUCCUUCAGAUCCUGCUGUGUUUGAUGACAUGAUUCAACAAUACGGUGUAAAGGACACAAAAGUGCAAGAAGUUCUUACACUUGAUUUUGAAGAUCUUGUUAAAGAAGGACCUGUUCAUGGUUUGAUAUUCAUCUCAAAAUAUGUAGAAGAAGAACUACCAGACAACUUUCAUGAAGCUGAUCCUGAUGCAGAAGCAGUUAUCUUUACUGCUCAAGUUAUUACCAACGUAUGUGGUACUUUAGCAUUACUUGCUAUCUUAUUUAAUGCAGAUAUUGACAGAGGUGAUAUCUUGAACAACUUUUUGGAAUUCACCAAGGGCUUUUCACCAGUGAAUCGAGGUAUUUGCUUAGGCAACUCUGAACAGAUACGAACCAUACACGACGCUUAUGCAACACAUGCAAAUCAAAUAGAUAUGGACGAUACCCUUUCUAAUGUCUCUGAGAAUGAUAAUGCAGAGUUUAUUGAUGUGGACGAUUUCCAUUACAUUACUUAUAUUCAAAAAGAUGGCUAUGUAUGGGAAUUAGAUGGCCUAAAGUAUCAACCUGUCAAAAUAGCCCAAUGUAAUGAGGAAAACUGGCUUGAGGUUGUGAAGCCUGUAUUACAACAACGCAUGAACUCUUCUACUGAAAAUGAGUUGACAUUCAGUCUUAUGGCUGUCACUCGGGACUCUUAUGGUGCUAUGUCUCAACAACAUAAAGCCUAUGAAGAAUGCCUCCAGAUCACUCAACAAGUCUUACGUCAAGACUAUUCACGCCCUACACUGACUAGAAAGGAGAAACUGUGUCUUCAAAUCAUGGAAAAUAACAAUAUACCCCAACAAGAUAUACUUCUGUUUUGGGAAGACAUAACCAAAGGAAACAAAGAAGCUGCUCAACCCAAGAUGGAAGCCUUGCAGAAAUCUGCUGAAGCAUUAAAGACACAACUACAACAACUAUCAGAACAAAAGAACUUAGCCAAAAUUGAUGUGGAAAGACAGAAAUUUGAUUAUUUCCCUUUUAUCAAUGCUUUACUGACAAAAGCCUACAUACAUCAACUAUUACAAGAUCAAUCUCAACCUAAAAGAAAAAAGGCAAAAAAGACAAAAUAA
Molecule: messenger RNA, 1119 nt
Organism: Gilbertella persicaria
Lineage: Eukaryota; Fungi; Mucoromycota; Mucoromycetes; Mucorales; Choanephoraceae
Product: ubiquitin carboxyl-terminal hydrolase
Exons: 6
Coding region: 1-1119 (372 amino acids)
Biological process (GO): protein deubiquitination; ubiquitin-dependent protein catabolic process
Cellular component (GO): cytoplasm
Molecular function (GO): cysteine-type deubiquitinase activity
Source: RefSeq, a predicted model, not a curated record